Molecule: messenger RNA, 3424 nt
Organism: Anolis sagrei ordinatus
Lineage: Eukaryota; Metazoa; Chordata; Lepidosauria; Squamata; Anolidae
Gene: IMPACT
Product: impact RWD domain protein
Biological process (GO): regulation of translational initiation; GCN2-mediated signaling
Cellular component (GO): cytoplasm
Molecular function (GO): protein binding
Source: RefSeq, a predicted model, not a curated record
AGGCAAAGACCCUCGAUCUCAACAGUACGCAUGCGCCUUGCCUCCGCUUGCCGGCUCUUUCUCUGCAGCGUCUCCCUCUUAAGGCUCUCGGAUGAGUUUUCCGGAGGGAGGGGUGACUCCUGGAUGUAAUGGCGGCCAGUAACCCGGAAACGGCGCAGAAGCAAACAGAAGAAAUUGAAGCCUUGUCUGCUAUAUAUGGCGAUGAAUGGUGUGCUGUUGAUGAAGAUGAGAAAAUAUUUUGCAUUCGGGUCAGUGAAUGCCUGGAAGAGCCAAAGUGGACUCUCUGUCUACAGGUGAUCCUGCCACCUGAAUAUCCAACAGCUGCCCCACCUAUUUAUCAACUUAAUGCUCCUUGGCUUCAAAGACAGGAAUAUGCAGAACUGGCAAAUAAUCUUGAAGAUAUCUAUAUACAGAAUCUUGGUGAAAGCAUCCUUUAUUUGUGGGUGGAGAAGAUACGGGAAUUUCUAAUAGAAAAAUCGCAGUCCUCUGAUUCAGGGCCAGAUGUCAAAAAAAGUACUGAAGAAAAUGAUGUGGAGUAUGAAGAAUCUUCUUUGGAUUAUCAGCCUUACCAGGAAUGUACAGCUUUAACACUGAAUUUUGAUCUACCUGAAAGGCAAGAAGGUGAAGAGUUACCUCCAAUCUAUCACGGAAAACCAAUUACGGACAGAAGAAGCACUUUCCAGGCACAUUUGGCACCAGUAGUGUGCCCAAAGCAGGUGAAAAAUGUUCUUGCUGAGUUGUACAAGAAUAAGAAAAUAGCCAAUGCUACUCACAACAUUUAUGCAUACAGGAUAUAUUGUGAAGACAGGCAGACUUUCUUACAGGAUUGUGAAGAUGAUGGUGAGACAGCUGCUGGUAGUCGUCUUCUUCAUCUCAUGCAGAUCCUGGAUGUCCAUAAUGUUUUAGUUGUGGUGUCCCGGUGGUAUGGUGGUAUUCUGCUAGGACCAGAUCGUUUUAAACACAUUAACAAUUGUGCCAGGAAUAUACUUGUGGAGAAGAAUUAUGCUAAUUCAGCGGAAAAUUCAUCAAAGCAGACAGGGAAGAAUAAAAGGAUAAGAAAAGACAAGAAGAAAAUGGAACAUUGAUUCAAUUUGGGAAAUUGCACAGCCAUGUUUUAUCUUUUUCUCUUCGUGUAUGCAGCCACUCACUGAAAGGAACUUUUGAAAUUGUAAAUGUGUUAUCGCAAAGACAUUGACAUACUUUUCAGCAGCAAAAAAUGCUUCAGAUUAAGAAGAUUCAACAGCAGAAUCCUAUUCACUUUCUUCAGCUGCUGAGUAUGAGGUUUUAAACAACUGACUGUUCACAUAUACACGAUUAUUUAAUUUGCAUUUUAAAAGGAAUAAUUAAAUGAAGACAGAUAUAAUUUCACUAUAUUCUGGGAGUUUUUGAUAAUAAAAGGCAGUAAAAAUCCAUUGCACCAAGGAAGAAUCUUGAAUGUCCUUGAACUGAACCUUGAAAUUCUGUCUUGAUUGCCAUUUUGGUUUCUCGUUCUCUUAUCUGACGCUGAUCUUAAGCUACAUGCAGUUUUUCUCUAUUGAAAACAAUGGGAUCUAAAAGUGCUUAAUGCUGGUGAUGCAUGUUAAAAUCUAUUGUUUCCACAAAACACACAAAUAUGUCUUUUUGUGUUCUAGUUAAUCUAAUUCAAAGGCCACCCAGUUUGAAGCCAUUGUCAGUACAGGUAAAAUUCAGGGCCAGUAUUUGGGAUGUAAGAUUCCUGUUACCAAAAGAUAAGACUGGAGUUAAUUUUUUUUCAAAACUCUUUACCUUCAUUAUGUAAGUUAGUUGCUUUUCUAAUUUUAAAACAUUUAAAUCACGUUGAAUGUGAUUUUCCUGCUUCUUGGCAGGGGGUUGGACUGGAUGGCCCACGAGUUCUCUUCCAACUCUAUGAUUCUAUCUCUCUAUGUAAUAAAAAUCAUAACAGUAAAUAAAGAACAACACUCAAAAACAGGGCAGCUCCAGACAAGAAACUAUCAGGGAUAGCUAAUCACCUCUCAACUACAGAUUCCCCCAGGCAGUAAGAAGCUACACCUUGAAACUGCUAGGCCAUUAAAUGCUAAUCGAGGUGGCCAAUUGAAACAUUCAUACCUACCUCCAACAGACAAGAGUUCUUUCUCCCACCGUGGACACUUCACACAUAUAUAAACCCCAUUUUCCUAGUUUCCAACAAUCUCUGUGGAUGCCUGCCAUAGAUGCAGAUGAAACGUCAGGAGAGAAGGCUUCUGGAACAUGGCCAUGCAGCCCAAAAAACUUACAAAAACCCAGUGAUUCCGUCCAUGAAAGCCUUCUACAYACAAUAAAAUUCAACAAUAAAAUUAAACAAUAAAAUUUGUGGUGGRGGAUUUCUAAGGCAUCUCCAACUUCCAGAGAGCACUGUGACCCCCACCGAUGACCGAUCUUGACCAAACUUGGCACACACACACUCCAUGACCAACAGAAAAUACUGGAUUAGUUGUGGGGGGGGGGUUGACUUCAGAAUCUGGGACUUAUCGUUCACCCACAUCAAGAGAGCAUUCUGUGCCCAACCAGUGAUGGAGCUGGACCAAACCUGGCAUGCAUACUGGCAUGCCCAGCUUUGAAGACUGGUGGGGUUUAACCUUAGGGGUUGGGAAUUGUAGUUCACCCACAUCCAGAGAGUACUGAGAGCCUAAAUGACAACCGAUCCGGACAACAUGGCACGCACCCAACAUGCCCAACUGUAAUGAUAACAAAAAUGUAUAGUUUGAGUGAGAUUGUAUGAAAUGUACGAAUGCGGUUUAAUUGGGCUGAAGAUGCCAUUCUAAAGAAUGAGGCCUGGAGACCUGCAAGAAACAGGUGCAGAACUCAUGGACUGUAAUUAAAAAUUGCUAAUGAGACUUGAAACAAAUGAUUAACUGUUGACAUUGCUGACUUGAUGAACUCUUGGUGGAAAAACAACUUGUUUACAUUGCCAAAGUCAAUGGUUCUUUUAAGUAAGGAAGUCAACUCUGUGGCUCCUUACAGAAAUGUUUACAGGGCUCCUUGAUAAGGAAAGCCAAAUAAAAUCAACAUCUGUCCAAGAACUGAGGGAAUCUGUUAGUAAUUUACAACUUUCAGAACCACAUCAACAGAAAAUACUACAUAAAAGGACCCUUCUCUCUCAGAAAGAGUGUUAGACCAACUGAACCCCAUUUCUGAACAUCAUGAACAGCUGCCUCCUCUCAAGAAGCUGAUCAUCUUCAACAAGAAGAAUGGUAAGAAUGCUUGAUGAAUGAAUGAUGAAUGAAUGAUUGAAUGCUGGAGUAUAUGUGUAAAUGUUGAUGCAUUUUCCCCCUUUUUCUAUGCAACCAUAUAAUUAUUAUAAAACCCAGUACUGGAGUCUGUAUCUACUUCUUUCUCUUAAAGUGCCUAAUGCAACCUGUCUCUCUGAAAGCGGAAUAAAAGAACCUAUUUAAUGUUUUUAAAAGUA